Messenger RNA from Acanthaster planci (crown-of-thorns starfish), 1128 nucleotides. RefSeq lists its product as uncharacterized. Lineage: Eukaryota; Metazoa; Echinodermata; Asteroidea; Valvatida; Acanthasteridae. The record is from RefSeq and is a predicted model, not a curated record.
AUGGUCAGCUUUGAUGUCGUGUCACUCUUCACCUGCGUUCCCACAUCCGACGCAAGCACUAUAGCGACUGACCGACUCCAGGCCGACACCAGCCUCAAGGACCGCACCGACCUCACCCCCAACCAACUUCAAGACCUCCUCACCACCUGCGUCGAUUCUGCCAGCUUCCAGUUGCGGGACAAAUUCUGUGAACAAUCAGCUGGAACCUCCAUGGGAUCCCCUAUAUCCCCGGGUCUGGCUGGCAUAUUCAUGGAAGAGUUCCAGCAGACCGCCAUUGCCACAGCAGACCACCGCCCCAAGAUCUGGCUCCGGUAUGUGGAUGACACCUUCGUCAUCUGGGAGCACGGGCAAGACAACCUUCAACUCUUCUUGGACCACCUCAACGGGCUUCACAGCAGCAUCCACUUCACCAUGGAACAAGAGAGGAAUGGCAGCAUUUCAUUUCUUGACGUUGAGGUGUCCAGAAGGGAGGAUGGAAGUCUUGCCCGGAGGGUUUAUCGCAAGCCCACCCACACCGACCGAUACCUCAACAGCGCCUCCUUCCACCACCCCAAAAUCAAGUCAUCGGUCGACAGAGCCCUCAUCCGCCGAGCCUACAACAUCUGCGACCAAGGGCACCUACACAAGGAACUCCACCACAUCUCCACGGCACUCCAACGCAACGGAUACCAGCCCAAGCAGAUCGAGACUCAAGACCCAAGAUCAAGUACCCCUCCCGGCCGUAGGGUCCCCUAUAUCCAAAGCCAACUAGAUAAGGCCCCUAGUUCUGUCACUCUCCCCUACCUAGGACGUACCUCCCACUACAUCCAGCGUAUCCUGAGCAAGCACAACAUCAAGGUGUUCCACACAGCUCCCCUCAAGAUCCACGGGAUGUUGACUUCCCAUAAGGACAGGAAGGGGGACUAUGAGAAGUCAGCCAUCAUCAAGCAUUCCCACCUCGAAGACCACACCAUCAACUGGGAAGAAGCCCACCUCAUUGCUAGCAUCGAACAGUGGUACCCAAGACGCAUUAGAGAAGCCUUAGAAAUCUCCAAACACCCCAGCGUACCUCAAGACAUCGGCUUCUCCAUCAGCGAUAUCUGGCAGCCCCUCCUCACCUCCCGGUCUGAUGGGUCCUCUAUACCCUAG